CGUAGUAGAGCGGACGUAUGAGAACCGCGCUCCGCAGAUUUCGAGUACCGGGUACUCUACCUCCUGGAUCCUGCACCCCGGGUCCGCUUCCUGGUGCAACUCGAGUUCCAGGACAAGCGUUCCGUGAUUUCUACGCUCCAGGUCCUUUAUGUGCUGAAUUUCGACCUCCAGGAGAAAUGCUCCGUGGUUCCUCGCUAUAUUCCAUAUUCUUCCAGAUAUAGCCGAAGAAUUAGAUCUUGACAUUCUGAUAAACGAAUCCAUCAACCUCAACAACUGUAGAAAGGCAGCUUUCGGUACAUCAAGGUCUCGUGCCGUGCACCAGCCGGAGCUACGAUACUCCUUUUACAACAGCCGUGCUGACAAAAACGGGAGUGCUUCUUCACUUCACGCGUCAUCCUCAGUCGGCGGAGAUGGAACCGUCCUCCGAAAUAGCGGAAUGGUACCGUGGAAGAUCGAUCUUUAUUACCGGAGCAACAGGAUUCGUUGGAAAAGUGUUGGUCGAGAAGCUUUUGCGUUCCUGCCCCGACAUCGGAACGAUCUUUUUGUUGAUCCGUGACAAGAAGGACACGUCCUCUCGAGACCGUGUCGAGCAGUUACUGUCGACGCGUUUGUUCGACGAGAUUCGAACCGCUCAAGCAAGUCCGAGAGACAGACUCGUCGCUAUUCCAGGGGAUGUUGGCGUUCCAGGCCUGGGAAUAACCGACGAAGACAGGCGGCUUCUGCAGGAAACAGUUUCGGUGGUUUUUCACGUCGCAGCGACGGUGAGAUUCACGGAGCCUCUGCGAAAAGCGGUGGCCAUUAACAUCGAGGGCACCAAGGCGGUACUCCAGCUCUCUCAGGGGAUGAAAAACCUCCACGCCAUUGUCCACGUAUCCACGGCUUACGCGAACUGCGGCAACCCCGUCAUCCAUGAACGCAUCUAUCCGCCACCGAUGGACUUGUAUAAGGUGCGGCACUGCGUGGCUGGCCUCGAUGACGAGCUUUUGGACCUAAUCACACCCAGGUUGAUUGGUAAGCUCCCCAACACUUACACAUUCACCAAAGCUAUAGCGGAACACUUAGUCGCAGAGCAUUCGACUCGAUUGCCAAUUGUUGUGGUGCGGCCUUCCAUCGUCUUAGCCUCGUGGAAGGAACCGGUUCCAGGAUGGACUGACAGUUACAAUGGCCCAAAUUUCGCGGUGAUUGGUACUGGCAAGGGAUUGGUGAACAGUAUUUACGGGAAGAAGGAGCUUGUGGCUGAUCUGAUACCCGUCGACGUGUGCGUCAAUCUUCUCGUAGCUGCCGCAUGGGAAAUCGGGAGCAGAGAAAAUACGAGACUCGUGCCGGAUCUACGCGUAUACAAUUGUGUCUCCAGACCAUUCAGUCCCAUUACGUGGGCCUUCUUUACAGAGGAAGUCAAUGAUUGUGAGACGAAAUAUGCCCCAAGUGACGUUUUCAUGAUUCCAAGUCUCACGAUGACUGAUUGCAGAAUAACGCAAAUAGUGAGCGACGUCUUGAGGCAGAUACCCGCUAGUUUGGCAGAUUACCUCACCUGGAUGUCGGGUGGAAAACCGAGACUUCGCGCGUACCAAAAAAAGAUUCAUGAUGUGAGCGAAUCAUUAGAAUUCUUUACAACACACGAAUGGGAAUUUGAGUCAACAAAUAUCAAGCUAUUGAGGGAUCGGAUGUCGCACGUCGAUCGGGAAACCUUCAAUAUUGACAUGUCGAAGAUAGAAUGGAGGAAGUAUAUCUACAAUUACUUUAUGGGCAUUCGGCGAUAUAUCUGGUGCGAGAAAGAUAGUACUCUCGAACACGGCAGAAAGAUGAUUGCCAGGAAAGUGCUGAUAGCGAAGAUCAGCCUCUCGAGCAUCCUCGUCGGCAUCCUAUUCGGUGUCAUUAGGUUUUAUGAAUUUUAGUUCCAAGAUAUUCCGUGAAUCGUUUGCAAUUUUUUGAAAAUAUAUUCAACCUCAUUGUC
This is a messenger RNA of Neodiprion virginianus, 1954 nucleotides long. Its product is annotated as fatty acyl-CoA reductase 1-like. Gene Ontology annotation, molecular function: alcohol-forming very long-chain fatty acyl-CoA reductase (NADP+) activity. Gene Ontology annotation, cellular component: peroxisome. The coding region runs from base 411 to 1895 and encodes 494 amino acids. Gene Ontology annotation, biological process: long-chain fatty-acyl-CoA metabolic process. NCBI's taxonomy places the organism in Eukaryota, Metazoa, Arthropoda, Insecta, Hymenoptera, Diprionidae. The record is from RefSeq and is a predicted model, not a curated record. The transcript has 5 exons.